Molecule: messenger RNA, 1924 nt
Organism: Styela clava
Lineage: Eukaryota; Metazoa; Chordata; Ascidiacea; Stolidobranchia; Styelidae
Source: RefSeq, a predicted model, not a curated record
AUAUAUUUGAUAAUUUCCAUUUAUAGUUAGACCUAGUUUUUUUUAAUUCAAUAUAAUCAAGAUGUUGGAAGCAGCGUCCCAGGCACUAGAUGCUCUGAAAAAUAGUUUUCCGUUUGCUUUUUUUGCUUUCGUUCCAUUGGUCUUCAUUGUCGUAUCUCCGUCCGCCGUGAAUGCAGCACAUGAGUUUACAGUUUAUCGGAUGCAACAGUAUGAUUUACAAAGCAAAUCAUAUGGUUGUCGCAACUCAUUAGUAAAUAUGGAAGCAAGAACCCUUUCAUCAGGAAAUUCACUUGCAAGGAAAUGUGUUGUCGUACAUGCUCGAGAUAUGACAUACGAACGAUAUAUGGAAGCUGUAGAAAGGGCAAUGGGGGCAUUGCUAAUAGUAUUGCCACAAAAUGGUACAACAGAAGACAUGAAGCAUUUUAUGGCAUUGGAAAAAGAACUUUUAGAAGAGCAGACAAACGUUCCAAUAUAUUUUGCUCACGAAGAUGAAAAUUUGGACAGUUUGAUGUAUGAUGUUCAGAAAUCAACUUCUGAUGAUGCAGAGAGUGCAUUGGAAGCUCUUCUUAACUCCGCAACGUCAGUUGGUUACCAGCUUGUAACCAGUGGAGGACAAAGCAAACCUCAGUUUGAUCAUAGCAUUGUUAAUAUUCAGGGAUAUUUACCGGGGUUAGGAAAGGAAGAUCAACUUCCUACUAUAGCAAUUGUUGCACACUAUGAUUCUUAUGGAAUUGCACCGUAUUUGUCAUAUGGAGCAAAUUCUGAUGCAUCUGGUGUGGUAGCUGUUAUUGAACUGUCGAGAAUACUGAGUAAAUUAUACAGUAAUUUGAGAACCCAUCCCAAGCACAAUAUACUGUUUCUUCUCUCUGGUGGUGGGAAGUUUAAUUAUCAAGGCACUAAGCGCUGGAUUGAAGAUGCUUUAGAUAACCCUACUGCUGGAUCGGAAACUAUAUCCAACCUUCUUUCUAACGUAAACGUAGUUCUCUGUCUCGAUUCUCUCGCUAGCAAAGCAGGUCAUCUUCAUAUGCAUGUAUCCAAACCACCUAAAGAUGGAUCACACACCCAUGACAUGUACACACAAAUAGAAAAGGCUUCUGCCCUUGAACAUGCAACCAACACUACCUUGAUACACAAGAAAAUUCGAUUGUCUGCUGACACUCUCGCUUGGGAACAUGAACGAUAUUCAAUCAGGCGUCUUCCUGCUGUCACAUUGUCAUCUCUGGAAUCUUUUGAUGAGACAGCUAGGUUUUCAGUUAUGGAUCAACGUGGCACUGUAAAUGACGAUACACUGAUGCAAAACAUUCGAAUCAUUAACGAAGCCGUGUUGAGAUAUAUUUACAAUGUUCCUACUGAUAAUGAAGAUCGAAUAUCCCAUGGUGAUUAUGAAGUACAUAAUGAAUAUGUUUCAACCUGGUUAGAUUAUCUUGCUUCACAACCAAGACCCGAGCAAGACAUGCAUGAGAAGCAUCCUGUUGUUACAUCGUUAGAAUCUGUCUUUCAAAAACAUUUGAAAAAUGUACAAAAAGUCUCGUUCAAGGCAGAUAAAAGGGAUCCGGAAUUCGUUUUGUACGAUGGAUUACAAAGACAAAUGAGUGCUUCUAUGGUGCGAUCAGCUGUUUUUGAUCUCUACCUCAGUGUAAUCAUUGCCUCAUAUGUCACCCUUGUCUUUUUCGCCAUCUCGAAAUUCUCCGUUGUUCGAGGAAUGGCAACAAAGCUGAGCAACUUUCAAAAGAUAAAAACGUCAUAAAAUGCUGUAAAGUUUGACCAAAUUGAACUUUUUAAAAGACUUAUUUUCGUGAGUGCUAUCGAGCUGACUAGAACAAUUAGAUUUGAUCAAAAUAGUAUGACUCGUGACUAUUUGUAUGAUAGAUGACUCAUGACUUUUUAAAGGAUUGCUUCAUCUGACAUUCACCAGAAAAAAAAA